Messenger RNA from Owenia fusiformis, 2716 nucleotides. Lineage: Eukaryota; Metazoa; Annelida; Polychaeta; Sabellida; Oweniidae. The record is from the annotation of a GenBank genome assembly.
AGUUUAUAUCUGUAUUUUUAUGUAUUUGUUUACACGGGUUACGGAAACAGCCGAUCGUCACUCAAAUCAAUAUGGCGGCAAAACGUCGGCAGCAAAAUUCUGCGGCUCAUGAAAAUGGGAAUAAAAGUACAUCAAAUAAUAAUGGGAAGGUAAAACCAUCGCGUCGGAAGGAUCGAGGAAGUGGAGAUGCAUCUACUGGUCAAAUUUCAAAGUGGAGACAACUCGGAAUUCCAUAUUUAACGCUUGUUGGAGUUCUUGCGAUCACAUGCGGGGUUCUACACAGGAACCAUAUCUCCUUCAUGUUUGAGAGUGAUCGGCACUUUUCUCACUUGUCUUCAUUGGAAAGAGAGCUGGCAUUUAGAACAGAAAUGGGUCUCUAUUACUCCUACUUCAAAACUAUGAUUGGUGCACCUACUGUGAUGGAUGGUCUGAAUCAGAUCAUGUAUGACAACGGCACAGAGUUCCCACUCACCAUUAACACACUGAAGAGAUUUAACUUAUAUCCCGAGGUGGUAGUGGGUAUACUAUUUAGAGGAUUCACAAGCAUCACUACACAUUUUAAAAUUCACACAAAGACCUGUUGGAACAUUAACAGGGGAAAGGACUUAUCCCCAGUACAGAGUUGUGAGGGUAUAGGAGAUCCUGCCUACUUUUAUAUAGAGCAUGUAUUCUUCCUGAAUGGUCUCAUGAUGUCUUGUUUCUUUCUGUUUGGCACGUAUAUCAGUGGGAGUAUAUUUGGAGGUUUGAUCUCAGUGUGUUCUUUCUUCUUCAACCAUGGUGAGGCCACCAGAGUACAAUGGACUCCUCCACUCAGGGAAAGCUUUGCAUAUCCUUUUCUAGUUAUUGAAAUGCUGCUGGUAACACACAUUCUAAAAAUACCACGUCCUCAGCUGAAGCACAGCAUUCUCCUUGCAAUCUCUACAAUGAGCUUUAUGCUUCCAUGGCAGUUUGCUCAGUUCUGUUUGUUGACACAAGCAGUAGCUGUGUUUGGGACGUAUGUUCUACAGUAUAUUGGCUCUCACAAGUUCAAGGUCAUAUUGAACGGCCUAUCACUGGGUCUCGUACUAAGUUAUGGUUUCCUAUUUGGGAAUGAGAUGCUCCUGACAUCUUUCUUUGCUGCUUGUUUGGUUACUUUACAUGUGAUAGUGCAUUUGGAGCCACUCCUAGAAAAAUUGAAAGUUAGAUUCCUGAUAUGGGUUGCUCAAGGGGGCCUGCUGCUAGUGGGUACAGUGGGAAUCAAGUUUCUGCUCAGUAAACUUUUCAUGAUUGCUGAUGAUGCUCAUAUUGGUGAUAUUUUCAGAAGCAAGUUCACAGAUUUUAAAAAUUUCCACACAAUGCUUUAUACAUGUGCUGCCGAGUUUGACUUCAUGGACAAAGAGACACCUGGGAAGUUAACACACACCCUGCUCAUUCCUGCAACUCUGAUCUCAACUACAGCCCUUAUCUUCCAUGUUUUAAAAAGUGAGUACACUGCCUGGAAAGGGAGCCAAGGGGAAAUGGAAGGUGAACAAGAAAUUGAAGUUGAAGACAUUAAAUAUCGCUCUAAACCACAUGCAGAGCUUCUCUAUAAUGUGUUCCAACUGAUUGGAUACACAGCCAUGGCCAUUAUGAUCAUGCGUCUCAAACUUUUUUGGACGCCCCAACUUUGCCUCAUAGCCUCCCUACUAGCUUCAAGACAGCUAUUUAGUUUUAUAAAAAGACAAGAAAUCCACUGGGCCAUUUUGGCAGCUGUUCUAGGUCUGAUGUCCAUCCAGGGUAUUUCCAACCUCCAGAAACAAUGGGCCAUAUUGGGAGAGUUCAGUAAUGUUCCAAUGGAAGAGAUGAUAGAGUGGAUUAACACAAGGACACCCAAAGAUGCUGUGUUUGCUGGUCCCAUGCCUACUACUGCUACAAUAAAGCUAUGUACUUUACGCCCCAUAGUAAACCAUCCACAUUACGAAGAUGCAGGCCUCAGAGAGAGGACUAAAAAGGUUUACUCGAUGUAUAGUCGUAAACCUGCUGAGGAGGUUUAUGCCACAUUACUAGAGAUGGGGGUGGACUAUGCUGUGCUGGAGGAGUCUUGGUGUGUUAGGAGAACUAAAGAGGGAUGUGGUAUGGUUGAAAUCUGGGAUCUAGAGGAUGUCAAGAAUCGUGGACAACCUCCUCUUUGUGAAGUCCUUGGGGAGAAUCCAGGGCCGUAUUUUGAGCCAGCGUUUAAAAAUAGCGUUUAUAAAAUUCUAAAGCUCAAGAAGACUAAAACAUCACAAAGAUCAUAAAUUGUGAGAUACUAAUGCAAUAUUUAUUUAUGUGAUGAGCUAUUGCUGUGAAAGAGGAGAGAGUAAAUAGAAAGGAGAUACGGAGAAAAAACUGCACAGAUGGAAACUCUUAUUUGUGGGGAAAAGCCAACAGCUCUUAUCCAAAUACAGGGUAACCAGAAAAAGGAGACCGAAAAAGAUUUUGACUUACUUCUUUGAUAAUGAUGAUUUAAUUUUCACUUUCAUUGAUGUCACUUGUGGAGAAGAUAAUGCCUAUUUCAGUGGUCUAUUUUUUUCCAGUCACCCUGUAUGGAUUUUUUCAGGAUAUUGUUAAGAAGAGAAACAGACCCUGGUCAGAAUUGAAAGGGUAGAGUCAGUAAUCCUUAGUAACCAAAAAUAUUUUUUAUUCAUAAUGAAAUGUAGUUUGCACUUUGGUUCAGACCUCAUUUUCUGAAAAUAUUAGAACUUGAAAAGGUUGCUCU